Messenger RNA from Carassius auratus (goldfish), 3025 nucleotides. Its product is annotated as neuron navigator 2-like. The coding region runs from base 373 to 3009 and encodes 878 amino acids. NCBI's taxonomy places the organism in Eukaryota, Metazoa, Chordata, Actinopteri, Cypriniformes, Cyprinidae. Gene Ontology annotation, molecular function: protein binding. The record is from RefSeq and is a predicted model, not a curated record. Gene Ontology annotation, biological process: neurogenesis; nervous system development. The transcript is spliced from 12 exons.
UGUUGGCUUCUCAGCAGCGGCUGUGUUGGGCUAUAUUGGGAGACUGUUCGCUGCUGUGGAACUAGGAGCAGGUGGAGGGCGGAGUCCAGAUCUCAAGCCGUACAUGGAGUAAGAGCUGAAAAACACAGUAGAUGUUGAUGACGGGGAAGGAUUUGGCCAAUUGUCAUGGGAAAAUCAUAUUAUUAGAAGGUUUAGCAGGACCUCUGUGUGCCGUCGAGCUUCCAGUGCUGUAUUAAUUUGAGUUUGUGGACACACUUCCCAUCGCAUUGCUCCAGCUGUUAAGUCAGAGUGUGCGGUUGCUCCAAACCUUUUGGUUGCAACCAGACGACUUGGUGCCAGCAUCUGCGUGGUUGGAUGUAAAAGUAUAAGAAGAUGCCUGCUAUUCUAGUUGCCUCCCAGAUGAAGCCGGGAUUGCCCAAACCUGUGCAUGGCACUGCUCUACCCAUCCCAGCCAGGGUUGCAAGUCUUGCGACCCACCAGAAUAUACCUCUGAAGCCGGUGCAGCCCAGCCUCAUGCCACUGAAGUCUCCCAUCUACAGGCAGCAGAGUCAAGGCAGUGCGACUUUACAGAAAAAGUACCAGACCACCAAAGAAACAUCUCAAGACCCUCAGAUUUAUACAGAUUGGGCCAACCACUACCUAGCCAAGUCCGGACACAAGCGCCUGAUUAAAGACCUCCAACGGGAUGUUGCCGAUGGCGUUUUGCUGGCAGAAAUCAUUCAAGUUGUAGCAAAUGAGAAGAUUGCCAAUAUCAACAGAUUCCCAGAGAGUCAUGCUCAAAUGAUUGAGAACAUUGAUGCCUGUCUGGGCUUCCUGGCUGCUAAAGGGGUGAACAUAAAGGGACUUUGUGCCGAAGAGAUCCGUAAUGGCAAUCUAAAGGCUAUUUUAGGCUUGUUCUUCACUCUGUCACGCUUCCGACAGAAGCAGCAGCAGACUUUGAAACAGGCCUCCAGCAAUGUUCAGUUGCUCCAGAACAAGCAGCCCAAGCGAUGCACCAGUCCUGCGCUGCCUCCUCACACUCCUCCCCGUAGCUCUUCCUGUCCUUCUCCCAUCCACCAACACUACACCUCCUCCACAUGUGCACGGAAACCACAGACAGACCUGCAGCCCAGGCUUCUGAGUCCCUCUGUGAGGGCGGGUGGAGAGAGUAAAGCUCGAACCUCAAACACCAACAGACGCAGCCAAAGCUUCGACCAAUGUGACCGAUUAAAGCCGUCUAUCGCUGCCUGCGCUCAUGAAAGAGAGAAAAACAUAAUGGUUGAUCAUGGACCAAUCAGCUCGUCCAUUCCUCCAGCCAGCUGCACCAGCUCUACCGCUACCCCCUCUAAACCCUGGAGAAGCAAGUCGCUUAGCGCUAAACACACUGCUACAUCCUCCAUGGUCACAGUUAAACAACCACCCCCGGAUUCUCUUGAGGUUCCUCCUAAGGUGAUCGCCCAGAAGUCCAUGCUGGAAAAGCUCAAGCUCUUCAACAGCAAAACGGGUUCCAGAACUUCCAAACAUGUCAGUACAGAAGAUGUCAAUGCUGUUGAACCAGGAGAAGGCCAGAUUUGCCCCAUACACCCUGAAGCCCUCCAGGGAAACCAAAGGCCUCUCACUCCCAGCAGUUCUGGUGGUUCAAGUCCCAAGUUAGCGCUUCAGGACAUUGCACAUUCGACGCUUGGAAGGGCUCUGGCACCCAAAAUAACUAAGUCAAAGCCUAAAGAGAAAGAGAAGCUCAAAAAUCUUCCUGUUACAGAACCUGAACAUCAUAAAGGAGAUACCAAAACUGAUGGACAUGCUGCACCCAACACUAAGAAGUCUGUUUCUAAAGGAAACAAAGCCAAGAAAGACCGUGCCAAAUCAGCCAUGAGUGGGAUUCCUAAACCAAGCCAGGGAGGAAAGUGUUCAACUGUAAAUAAGAUUGUAGCAUCACCCCCUUGUGGUCCGGAAAGAGAACGGCUUUGGAAUGGAAAGAUGGGAGGGCUGUCUGUGCAUAAAGGGCAGAAAGACAGCAGAAAUUACAGCUCUACAUCUAGCUUCGCAUUUUCAGAAGGGAAAAGUUGCCAAGAUCUAACUCUUGGUGCUCAGACCCACUCAACUGUCAGUAAUACAGUCAGUGUCCAACUUCCACAGCUCCAACAACAAUACCACCAUCCCAACACGGCUACUGUCGCUCCAUUCAUGUACAGGUCUCAAACAGAAAUUGACAAGACUGGGCUUUUGGCAAGAUUGGAGGAAAGAAGAGAACGAACAGGCCUGUGCAGCAAAUCCAUCCAUACUUCUCUGGAGGACCUGACAGGUGAGGUCUCAGAAACCAAGAGGUUAUGUACUGUGAAAAACAUUGCUGAUCUAAGGCAAAACCUGGAAGAAACCAUGUCCAGUCUGCGGGGGACGACGUAUUUCAGUCACAGCACCCUCGAGACGACCUUUGACAGCACUGUAACUACUGAAAUCAAUAGGAGGGCUUUGCUUGCCCUCACUUCCCGCCCUGCCUCUGCAUUACCAUGGCGGCUGGGCUCAUCCAGUCCUCGCCUACAAGCUGGUGAUGCCCCCUCUUCAGGAAACACAGUUUCACAGCAUGGCAGUGGCUGUGGGCAGCACACACACAGGGAUCAGACCUGCACGCACAGUGGUGUCCUCUGCGACCUUGAACUUUCUGAGAAGGUGGAGGAGCUGGAGGGGGUCGCCAUGGAAAGAGCGGGGUACAUGAGUGAUGGAGACGUCCUGGGCAAGAGCAUGAAGAUGGAUACGGUCACCAAUGGAUAUAUGACGGACGGAGGUCUCAACCUGUACCCCAGGAGGGUUAACCGAGUCUCAGAUAGAAUGAACAGCGUGAGAGGGACCCUUCACCACUUUAAUCCCAAGAGUCAAGAGGACACUGAUAGUUGGGACGACAGCAGCUCAGUCAGCAGCGGGAUCAGUGACACCUUGGUCACAGAUGACCUCGACACCAGGUCGUCCAUUAGCUGCUACGUCAACACCCCAUCUGUCCCACACAGAGACGUAGAUGAACAGGUCAGUCACUGAUACCAGAGCCUCAAGG